UUUAACUGAACUAGGUUGGGUGUGCUGCUGUCUUCUGAGAGUUCAGAUAGCUUCCCUCCGUUCUGCUCCAGUCUAUAUUUAUCGGGCCUGCUCACCAUAAAAGGACGCGUCUGUGGCUUGGCCAUUCCGUCGAGUGCCAAUAUUAUUUUUGUUGAGUAGACGGCUGCCCUGUCCUCUGCUACCGCACCUACCUGCGGAUUUGCCUGGAUAUCAAGCGUUGUUGGCUUACACCUGGAGUUGGAUCACUUUUUCCUUUGCCAGCAGCAGUUGGUAGCUUUUUUGGCCUAGCUAAGCCGACAGGCAGACUACAAGAGACUCGGGCUGAAUUCAGGGCUUGUGCAGGAUGUCGGGAUCCACACCUUUCUACCAGAAACAUCACCGCCACUAUGACCGUGGUUACCGCAGCAAGGAGUUGGAAUCGGCUGUUAGCCAGUACCAGUCGAGCAGCAGCAGCAGCUAUGCCGCCCGACGCAGCAGCAGCAGAGCCAGUGCCAGUGCCGCUCUCAGUGCCAGCAGUGGACAUGUCAUUGCACUGCAUGAACGAACGACGCCUGUCCCUUGUAGCUACACCAGACUUAGUUCCUCAUACUCUGACCUGGAGGAGAGCAGACUGAGCCCAAUGCCCAAGAGAGCCAAGCCCACCUACCUGGCUAUGGACAAAGAGAACCAGAUUAUCGGCUAUGUAGUGCCCAUCUUCAGGGGCAGUCACGAAUAUGCCAGUGGGUUUUCGGAUACGGAGGAGGCCCGGGUGAAGGAGAGUGCUGGAUACAUGGCCCGGAGGAAUCUGUUCACCAGUGGGUUGGAGAUGGAGCGGACGGAGCAGACGUCUAGGAAGGUGUCCAUGCGCGAAUCAGCCGAGCGCAUCUCCCUGAGCAAGAGGAUCUAUGAGAACGAGGAGCAUCACAAGCGUAUGAACAAGGAUAGCCUGAUGCACGCCCCAGAGUUUGUGAUUAAGCCUCGCUCCCACACGGUGUGGGAGAAGCAGUGUGUCAGGCUGCACUGUACUGUCUCUGGGUGGCCUGACCCACGGGUUGUCUGGUACAAAAACAAUGUGACAAUCGACCCAAUGGCCCACCCAGGCAAGUAUAAGCUAGAGAGCAGCUACAACGUGCACUCACUGGAGAUCAGCAGAUGUGAUUUUGAUGAUACUGCACAGUAUCGUGUUUCUGCCAUGAACAGCAAGGGAGAGCUCUCUUCCUUUGCCUCCAUCGUUGUUAAGAGAUUCAAAGGAGAGGUAGAGGAGGCUCUCCCCAUGCCCAGACCAAGGUCAACAGACAACGAAGAUGGCCUGAUCUCUGAGUAUGGCAUCACUUUUGACACCCACAUCGUGGACGGGUUUGGCGUGUCGUUCGGACGGGAGGGCGAGACCAUGAGCCUGGGCGCCACAGUCAUCAUCUCCCCCAACUUGGCACGCUACCAGCCUGAAGUUCAGUGGUACAGAGAUGAUGUUCUUCUGCAGCCCUCCAAGUGGUGUCACAUGCACUGGAGUGGAGACAAGGCCAUGCUGACCCUGACACACCUGAACAAGGAGGACGAGGGUCUCUACACCCUGCGCAUCACCACCAAGUCUAAAUAUGAGACCUACUCUGCUUACGUCUUUGUCAGAGAUGCCGAUGCGGAGGUGGAGGGGGCCCCUGGCGCCCCUCUGGAUGUGAAGUGUCAGGACGCCAAUAAGGAUUACGUCAUCGUGACCUGGAAGCAGCCGGCUGUGGACGGUGGCAGCUCCAUCCUGGGCUACUUUGUGGACAGGUGUGAGGUUGGCACCACCCACUGGAGCCAGUGCAACGACACGCCCAUCAAGUUUGCCCGUUUCCCCGUGACCGGGUUGGUGGAGGGGCGCUCCUACACAUUCCGUGUGCGGGCCGUCAACAAGUCUGGCAUGAGCCGGCCAUCCCGUGUCUCUGAGGUGGUGGCAGCCAUGGAUCCUGCCGACCGCGCGCGAAUGAGAGGUACCUCUGCACCCUGGACCGGCCAGAUCAUUGUCACUGAGGAGGAGCCUGCAGAGGGUGUGGUCCCCGGCAGACCCAAAGAACUGGAGGUCACCGAGGCCACCAAGAACUAUGUGGUUCUGAGCUGGAAACCCCCUGGAGAGAGAGGCCACGAGGGCAUCAUGUACUAUGUGGAGAAGUGUGUGUCGGGCACAGACAGUUGGCAGAGGGUGAACACAGAGAUCCCAGUGAAGUCUCCUCGCUUCGCCCUGUUUGAUCUGGCGGAGGGAAAGGCCUACAGCUUCCGUGUGCGCUGCUGCAACUCCGCCGGCGUUGGCGAGCCAUCAGAAGCCACCGAGGCCACCACUGUCGGGGACAAGCUGGAUAUCCCGUCUGCCCCAGGCCGUGUGGUUCCCACCAGGAACACAGACACGUCCGUGGUUGUGUCCUGGGAGGCUUCCAGGGACGCCAAGGAGCUGGUGGGAUACUACAUCGAGGCCAGCAUCGUGGGUAGCAACAAGUUUGAGCCAUGCAACAACAAGCCUGUCAAAGGCACCAGGUUUAUCUGUCACGGUCUGGUGACAGGAGAGAGCUACGUGUUCAGAGUGAAGGCACUGAACGCCGCUGGGCUCAGCGAGUGUUCUCAGCAAUCUGAGGCUAUUGAGGUGAAGGCUGCUAUUGGGGGCGGUAUUCCUCAUGCGUCCCCUACCCCACCCUAUGGCAUCAGCGUUCUGGAGUGCGUGCGGGACUCUAUGGUGCUGGCCUGGAAGCAGCCCACCUUCAUCGGAGGCGCUGACAUCACCGGCUACUUCGUGGACUACCGUGAGGUCAUCAAUGGGGUGCCAGGGACAUGGCACGAGGCCAACGUCAAGGCUGUCAGCGACAGAGCCUACAGAGUGUCUGACUUGAAGGAGAACAGGAAGUACCAGUUCCAGGUGCGUGCUGCCAACAUGGCAGGCGUGGGCAUCCCUUCUCUGCCCAGUGGAACGUUUGUCUGUGAGGAGUGGACCAUUGCUGUGCCAGGACCUCCCCAUGAUUUGCAGGUGACAGAGGUGCGCGCCAACACUCUGGUGUUGCUUUAUAAGCCACCAGUGUACCAGGGCCGUGACCCAGUCAACGGGUUCUACAUUGACAUCAAAGAGGCUGAUGCUGAGGAGGAGGCUUGGAGAGGAGUCAACGAGAAGGCUGUCCUCACUAACUACAUGAAGAUUAAGAGUCUAAAGGAGGGGGAGACCUAUGUGUUCCGAGUGCGUGCUCAGAAUAAGGCAGGUGUGGGAAAGGCCUCUGAGCCCACAGAACCAGUCCUGGCCAAAACCAAACCAGGCACUACGGAGAUUGUUGUGGACGUUGAUGAUGAUGGAGUGAUCUCCAUGAACUUUGCCUGCUCCAACCUGACUCCAGACUCCAAAUUUGUGUGGUCAAAGAACUACGAAGAGAUCACAGACGAUACUCGUAUUUCUGUGGCGACCAGUGGGGAGAAGUCCAAAGCCACCUUCAAUAUGCCUGCGGAGGAUGACAUCGGCAUUUACUCUUGUGCUGUCACCCACACCGACGGUGCUUGCUCCAGCUACACUCUCUCAGCAGAGGAGUUGAAGAAACUGCUGGAGCUCAGCCAUGACCACAAAUUCCCCAUUAUUCCAUUAAAGACAGAGCUGGCUGUGGAGCUGCAGGAGAAGGGCAGAAUUCGCUUCUGGCUGCAGGCUGAGAAGAUCUCUGCUAAUGGCAAAAUAGAAUAUGUGUUUAAUGACAACAGUCUCUCCCAGGGAGAGAAAUACAAGAUGAACUUUAACAAGGACACAGGGGUGAUUGAGAUGAUCAUGGAGUCUCUGCUCCCAGAGGACGAGGGAACCUUCACCUUCCAGCUGCAGGAUGGCAAAGCAACCAACCAGUCCAGCCUGGUGCUGAUUGGAGAUGUGUUCAAGGGGCUGCAGAAGGAGUCUGCGUUCAUGCGCAAAGAGUGGCACAGAAAGCAAGGUCCUCACUUUGUGGAGUAUCUGAGUUAUGAAGUGACCCCGGAAUGUUGUGUUAUCCUGAAAUGCAAGGUUGGGAACAUAAAGAAAGAGACUGUUGCAUUGUGGUACAAGGAUGGGCGUGAGGUCAAGGGAGAUGAGAAACUCACCUUCACCGAGGGAGUGCUCAAACUGGAGAUUGCUCAGAUCUCAAAGAAGGAUGCCGGUGUCUAUGAGAUUGUUCUGAAGGAUGACAGAGGGCAGGACACAUCCACGUUGAAUCUGACAGAACAAGGUUUCAGAGACUUGAUGAAUGAAGUGUUCAGUAAUAUUGCCAACUCAUCCACUGCACUGAAGAUCCAGAGCACAGACGAGGGCAUCAGACUCUACUCCUUUGUCAGUUACUACAACGAGGCGCUCCAGGUCACCUGGCACCACAAGGAUGCAGCGAUAGCCUUCACAGACCGCAUUAAGAGUGGUGUGGUGGGAGAGCAGCUGUGGCUACAGAUCACAGAGCCCACAGAGAAAGACAAGGGCAAAUACGCCAUCGAGUUCCAUGACGGAAAGGGCGGUCUGAAGAGGACAGUAGAGCUGUCUGGCCAGGCAUUUGAUGACGCAUAUGCAGAAUUCCAGAGGCUCAAAGCGGCCGCUAUUGCAGAGAGAAAUCGUGCUCGCGUGGCAGGAGGCCUGCCUGAUGUCGUCACCAUACAGGAGUUAAAGGCCCUGAACCUGACCUGUAACAUUUCGGGCGAACCCCUGCCUGAGGUCGUCUGGCUGAAGAACGAGAGGGAGAUUGUGUCUGAUGGCCACUACGUCAUGAAGUUCGAGGCGGGCAAGUACGCCAGCUUCACUAUCACCACGGUGAACACGACAGACUCGGGCAAGUACAGCAUCCUGGUGAAGAACAAGUACGGCACAGAGAGCGCCGACUUCACCGUAAGUGUCUUCAGCCCCGACAGCAAGAAAUAAGGGAGAAAGAAAGAAGGCCGGCAAGAAAUAAGGAAAACCUCAAUCUUUGCGUAAAUAUUAUGUAUAAAAAUACAUAGAAAAAGACAAAGAAAAAAGAAGGAAGGGAUACAGAGUCCUGAGCAUUGGUUUGAGAUGGUUUUUAUGGUAGUCUAUACAGUAUUUAACUCUAGUUUGAAAAGGUGUAUCGUUUUACUCUGAGCAUGAAAUGCCCAAAGGUUCAGAGCAAAAUCUGAGAACUGUUUCAGCAUUUUAUAGAAUUACAAAAAACAUAAACACAAUACUUUCGGUCCAAUCAUCCUUUAUUUUGACACUACGAUGAGUACAGUUAUACAUUUAUAAAAGUCCCCCAUGUAUUACAAUAUUUUGCUAUAUUUUACUAAGUAUUGAGGCACUAAAAAGGCAUGUAAAGACACAUUUCAUGUUAAUUCAAAUGAAUUUACUGCAACAGACUUAAAACUAAAAGGUUAGCCAUCUAGUAUUGUCUAAAAAGGACUGUGAUGCUGGAAACCUUGUUAGCUUACUCAAAGGUUAUUACUGUAUGUGCCAUGCAAGAGUUUUAAAAAGUAAGGAAGUGAAUAGAUGCUCUAUAAGCACAGAGAAAGGAAGAUUUUUUUUCUGUAAUGUGGAAUUUUAACAGAUCCUGUGUUUUUUCAUUCACAAUCACUGUUUACUGAGUAUGAUGUCACCACAUAUGUCACUCAGUAGUGUUAUUACAUCACUCCUUCUGCCGCUAUGUCGUGAUUAUGGCAUCCCUUUCUCUGAUUUAUGACAUCACUUCCCCUGUCACUUAGUAGUGAUUAUGACAUCCCUUACUUUGUCACGACGCAGUGAUUAUGGCAUCCCUUCAUCUGUCACUCAGUAAUGACUAUGACAUCACUUCCUCUGUCACUCAGUAAUGAUUAUGACAUCACUUCCUCUGCCACUAUGUAAUGAUUAUGACAUCACUUCCUCUGUCUCUCAGUAAUGAUUAUGACAUCACUUCCUCUUUCCCAUGUCUUAUGAGAAGGACUAAUAAAAUGGAGCAUGUAUUCCCUCA
Messenger RNA from Salmo salar (Atlantic salmon), 5882 nucleotides. The record is from RefSeq and is a predicted model, not a curated record. NCBI's taxonomy places the organism in Eukaryota, Metazoa, Chordata, Actinopteri, Salmoniformes, Salmonidae.